Messenger RNA from Oryctolagus cuniculus (rabbit), 3120 nucleotides. RefSeq names its product mitochondrial transcription termination factor 1 (gene MTERF1). Gene Ontology annotation, molecular function: double-stranded DNA binding. Gene Ontology annotation, cellular component: mitochondrial matrix. Lineage: Eukaryota; Metazoa; Chordata; Mammalia; Lagomorpha; Leporidae. The record is from RefSeq and is a predicted model, not a curated record. Gene Ontology annotation, biological process: termination of mitochondrial transcription; regulation of DNA-templated transcription.
CACCACUUCCGUCGCUCGUCUUGCUCUGGACCCUGGGGCGGAAGUAAAAGCCAUCUACCGCUUAUAGGAGCGGUUCAUGGUGAGGUUUGAGUCUUGCUGCCGAAGUGGCGACAGCUGUUCUCCGGCCUUUCUGACGGGAUGCAACGUACUCUUUCCUUAAGACAAAUAAGGCAGAGUGGACAGUUAGAGAGAGAGAGAGACAGAGAGAAAGGUCUUCCUUUGCUGUUGGUUCACCCUCCAGUGGCCACCGCGGCCGGCAUGCUGCAGCCGGCGCACCGCGCUGAUCCGAUGGCAGGAGCCAGCAUUCCAAAAGGUUUGGCUCCAUGACCAUUAUGGCAUCAAGAAACCUCUGGUGUAUGAGAACUAAUUUUCUCUUUGGUUCAAGAUGUUGGAUGAUUCCAUUUUCAGUAGAAUUUCUCUUUAAAUCCGUGUCAUUGAGGCAUUUUAGUGGAAAGUGUCAUAAUGGAGACGGCCAGCCUUUGGAGAAUGAGGACCUACUGAACAACUUACUCAUGAUGGGAGUAGACAUUGACAUGGCAAGGAAACGACAGCCUGGAGUCUUUAAUAGGAUGGUUACUAAUGAGCAGGACCUGAAGAUGUUCCUUCUCUCCAAGGGAGCUAGCAAAGAAGUGAUAGCCAGCAUCAUAUCACGAUAUCCACGGGCCAUCACACGCACUCCUGACAGUCUUUCAAAACGGUGGGAUAUAUGGAGGAAGAUUAUGACAUCAGACCUUGAAAUUGUACAUAUUUUGGAACGUUCUCCUGAGUCCUUUUUUCGCUCCGAUAACAACCUAAACUUAGAGAAUAAUAUAAAGUUCCUGUACUCAGUUGGAUUGACCCGCAAAUGUCUUUGUCGAUUGUUGACUAGUGCCCCUCGUACCUUCUCCAAUAGCCUUGAACUGAAUAAACAGAUGGUUAAACUUUUACAGGAAGUCUGUUUGUCCUUGGGUCACAAUGAUCCUGCAGAAUUUGUCAGGAAGAUAAUUUCUAAAAACCCUUUCAUCUUAAUUCAGAGCACCAAGCGGGUGAAAGCUAACAUUGAAUUUUUACAGUCAACUUUCAACUUGAACGGUGAGGAACUGCUGGUUCUGAUAUGUGGUCCAGGAGCUGAAAUCCUAGACCUCUCCAAUGACUGUGCCAAAAGAAACUACACAAAUAUCAAAGAGAAGCUGUUUUCUCUUGGAUGUACUGAAGAAGAGGUACAGAAGUUUGUCUUAAGCUAUCCUGAUAUGAUUUUCUUGACAGAGAAAAAGUUUAAUGCUAAAAUAGACUGCCUCAUAGAAGAAAAAAUUAGCAUUUCACAAAUAAUUGAAAAUCCUCGAGUUCUAGAUUCAAGCAUAAGUACUUUACAAAGCCGAAUCAAAGAACUGAUACAUGCUGGCUAUGACUUGAGGACAUCAAAUAUCAAUCUUCUGUCUUGGAGUCAGAAAAGAUAUAAAGCUAAAUUGAAAAAGUUAAAUGGAUAGAAUGCUGGGGAAUUUUCAGUCUUUUAAUGUAAUUAUAUUUCAUUUGAAUAUGGGCUUUUUAAAAAGGAGAGAUAUGGUUUAUUAAUCACAGACACAUAAUGAUCCUAUGCAUACUUUGUAUUGUAGGUUCAUAAAAAUUCAUGGUUGGUAUGCUCAAAUGUGAAAUGCAACAUCCCAUCAUGAGAUACAGGUCAUGGCUGCCAUGAAGUGCAAGUUCCUGAUGGAGUGCCUUAACAGAACAAUGUACAGAAAGAAAGUACAAAGUAAACUUUUGUCGUUUUCUGUGUAGAUUGAAAAAUUGACAGUUUCUUUAGGUAGUUUAGUAUUCUCUCAUAAUUUUGAGUGACAGCUUGUUUCUUCUGUUAUGUGCCUAAUUAUGGCUCAUCUUCAAAGUUUAAUGCCAGUAAAAAUUGUAAAAAUAUGACAAAAUAGGUAUUUUUCAUCCCACAUUCUCCAUUGCACCCACCAGUGUACAUCUUCCCACUCCUUACCCACCACAAUUUACUGUGGAUACAUCCUGAUUUCUUUAAAAAUACAAGAGUAAUUGUGGUAGGCAGAAUAAUGGCAGCAUAAAAAUAUCAAUAUCUUAAUCCCUAGAAACUGUGAAUAUGUUAUGUUAUAUUGAAUAUGUGAUUAAGUUAAAAUGUUCGGUUUGGGAGAUUUGAGAUGGGGAGUUUAUUUGGUGGGCUAGUGUAAUCAUUUGGAUCCUUAAAAGAAAAAAGGCAAAAGGAGACAGUGAUGUGAUAGAAUAAAGGUCCACUACUUUGUCUUUUUUUUUUUUUUUUAAGAUUCUUUUUUUGAAAGAGCCACACAGAGGAGAGGUAGAGAGAGACAGAGAGACAGAGAGAGAGAGAGAGAGAGAGAGUCUUCCAUCUGAUGGUUCACUCCCCAGUUGGCCGCAACGGCUGGAGCUGCGCUGAUCUGAAACCAGGAGCCAGGAGCUUCCUCUUGGUCUCCCACGUGGGUGCAGGGGCCCAAGCACUUGGGCCAUCUUCUACUGCUUUCUCAGGCCACAGCAGAGAGCUGGAUUGGAAGUGGAGCAGCCGGGUCUCGAACUGGUGCCCAUAUUGGGAUACCGGCGCUUCAGGCCAGGGUGUUAACCCUCUGCGCCACAGUGCCGGCCCCAUGAUUUUGGUUAUUUUCUAGAGGCAUUUUUUUUUUCUGGAUGUAAAUGUUGAAUUAAGUUAUCUAAUGGUGCUCAGUCUUUUUUUUUUUUUUUUUUUAAGAUUUUUAUUUUAUUUAUUUGAAAGAGUUAACACACACACACACACACACACACACAGAGAGAGGUAGGUAGGAGGUAGGUCUUAAUCUGCUGGUCCACUCCCCAGUUAGCUGCAAUGGCUGGAGCAAUGCAGAUCUGAAGCCAGGAGCCAGGAUCUUCUGGGUCUUCCCACGUGGGUGCAGGGGCCCAAAGACUUGGGGCAUCUUCUGCUGCUUUCCCAGGCCAUAGCAGAGAGCUGGUCAGAAGUAGAGCUGCUGGGACUUGAACCGGUGCCCAUAUGGGAUGCUGGCUCUGAGCUGGCAGCUUUACAUGCUACACCACAGCGCUAGCCCCUGUGCUCUGUCUUAAACCUUAUUUGCUUUCAGUGAUGCCUCAAAAUAAAAAAAAUAAUGCCUGUUAGUGAUGGAAAUAAAAUGCUUGCCUUCCUAA